ACUACCAGCUGCCGAAAGAUGCGCGCACGUUGCUUAAGACAAGGCAAUGUGGAAAAGAAAUGUACCCUAUAGCAGGGGGAGAAUUUUGGUUCCCUGGGGUACGAUCGGGUCUCAAGGAUCACUUUCGCGAUGUGCCACCAAGAGUCAGCAAAUUUUCGUUGAACUUUUCGAUUGAUGGACUUCCACUGUACAAGAGCACUCGAAAACAGUUUUGGCCCAUAUUAAUGAGCAUUCAAGAAAUGCCGGAAGUUCCAGUAUUGAUGGUGGGCAACUUUUUUGGUGAAUCGAAACCAAAGAGUGUUGAGGAAUAUCUGCGUCCGCUUGUCGACGAGCUAAAUGGAUUGAUGGAUAAUGGCAUUGUAAUAGCCAAUAAGCCAAUCGAAAUACAGGUAAGAGCUUUCAUCGCGGACUCACCAGCACGAGCAUUCAUAAAAGGUUCAGUUUACUUCAACCACACACAUGGUUGCCAAAAAUGUACGGUACAAGGAAGAUAUCACAGCGCACACCGAGUUACAUGUUUCCCGGGAAUGGAUCAUCCAGCAAGAACGCAUGAAGAUUUCGUCCAAUCAAAUUACGGAGCACAUCAUCGGGAAAAAACGCUUCUCAUGGAUCUUAAGAACUUUGACAUCAUAAAGCAGAUUAUUAUAGCAGAUCGUUUGCACCUCUUUGACUACGGCGUAACAAGAACAAUGCUGAAAGGAUGGAAAUCAGGCAAAUUAGGAGGGAGUGCCAAGUGGUCUGAAGAAACAAUAAGCAAGAUUGAUGCUUUGCUGAAGGAGGGGGAACUUCCUUUAGAGUUUCAUCGCAAACUCCGUUCUGUUGAAGACAUUGGAUUGUGGAAAGCUAGUGAGUUCCAAAUGUUUCUGCAUUACGCGAGCUUUAUCGUUUUGAAGGAUGUAUUAACAGAUGUACAGUAUGACCAUUUUAUAAAGUAUUACUGUGCGGUAACAUUGUUAUCAUCCGAAGUGUAUAAGAAUGAUUGGCUUGAGGCGAAACGCUUGCUAAGAGAGUUCGUUUUAGAAUAUGGUGUUAUCUACGGCGAACAUUGCAUCACCAGCAACAUACAUAGUUUGUUGCAUGUGUAUGAUGAUGUAGACAAAUUCGGCCCGCUUUACACCAUUUCAUCUUAUCCCUUUGAAACCCUAAGCAAACGUAAUACAUGCCGGUUAUUACAAAACGGUAUUUUUUUCCAGAUGACCCUUUCCAACUGCAAGAAGCGAAAAAUGUUCUAUCGAAAAGGAUAUCCAAAGCCUCAUGUAACCUAUUGA
Anopheles merus is the source of this 1268-nucleotide messenger RNA. RefSeq lists its product as uncharacterized. The coding region runs from base 60 to 1268 and encodes 402 amino acids. The record is from RefSeq and is a predicted model, not a curated record. The transcript has 4 exons. Lineage: Eukaryota; Metazoa; Arthropoda; Insecta; Diptera; Culicidae.